GCCUACAGUUUACUAUCACUUAUGAUUUUGCGAACCAUCUCAUCAAAGAGCAUCGUUAUGUUUUCACCCGACUAUUAUGGCAGCAGCUUCCUCUCCACAGCAUCAGCGCCCUAGAGGCUACCAUUUGCUUUCUCGAUUAAUGGGAAGGUCGGAAGAACUUGCCGUCUUCCGCAAGUUCAACGAUUUAAACGCUAUCAGUUUGUUGAGUCUUCAAGCUGAAUUGGUCCUGUUGAGAGAUGAAUAUCAUAAUAUUUGUGAAAGUGACGAAAAAGACGGAAGACCGUACUCAAGGAACUUCGAGAAACUUUUCCAGUCAAAGGAUGAUGUUACCAAUGAUCAAUAUCUCCAGCUAUUGAAAAUUAGAGAGAAGAUGAAGGAGUAUAAUGCAUUUCUACUUCAAGUUGCCUCGAUUCGAAACAUCCACAAGCCACGAGCGAGUGACCUUGAAAAACUCCAGGAAUGGCUGCGGGAUCCUAAGGGGGGCAAUAGGUUUCUUGCAGAGAAUGAAGCCUUUACUUGGUCUAAUGAGUACAAAACAGACUUCGCGACGUUAGCAACCUCAACCCCUGAUGACGACAUCUUUACAAAUUGGCUUGUAUCUUCACUAGUAAAAUUGUACCACAGAGUCUGGGGUCACAGACACCCCCUCCACAGUUCCAAAUUUAUUGAUGAAGAGAGCGGCUUAAUUAUGUAUCACGAUGGAAAGGUCGCUAGGGUCAGCAAAAUUAUCUCAACCACUUUGGCAUCGAUAUUUCCGGUCAUCGCUGUGCUUGGACUAUAUUUUGAAAAGGACUUGUUGAAGAGGAUAUAUAUCAUGAUUGGAAUUACUGGAGCAUUUUCCCUUGUCUUGUCGAUUUUUAGCCAGGCUAGACGCGUGGAAAUAUUUGCUGUAACUACAGCGCUAGCAGCUGUGGAAGUCGUAUUCAUUGGCAGCACAACAUCUCCUGGGGUCUGAGAUUUUGGGACCAUUCACUCUCACAACUAAUACAACUCCUAGAAAUUUCCUUGAGAAAAUGGAAAUUUUCUACUGCUGAAGGCAUUCAACUAAACCUUUUGCUAUUUAUCGACGAAAGAAUACAUAUUAAUAGAAGGCUUUGAACAGGUCACAACGACUUAAGAUGAUCCAUCGGUGUAUUCCUAACCAGCUUUGGACUCGUCUAAGAGAGAGUGAGCGUGGAUCCCAAUCCCAAUUCUUCUGUUUCCAG
Molecule: messenger RNA, 1205 nt
Organism: Eremomyces bilateralis CBS 781.70
Lineage: Eukaryota; Fungi; Ascomycota; Dothideomycetes; Eremomycetales; Eremomycetaceae
Exons: 4
Coding region: 77-955 (292 amino acids)
Source: RefSeq, a predicted model, not a curated record